AUGGCGGACGCCGGCUUGCGCCGCGUGGUUCCUAGCGACUUGUAUCCCCUGGUGCUCGGCUUCCUGCGUGAUAACCAACUGUCAGAAGUGGCUAACAGGUUCGCCAAGGCGACAGGCGCUACUCAUCAGGAUGCCAAUGCCUCUUCUCUCUUGGACAUCUAUAGUUUCUGGCUCAACAGGUCCACCAAGGCCCCAAAGCGGAAGUUACAGGCAAAUGGGCCAGUAAUUCAGAAGGCAAAGAAGACGACUUCGUCCAGUGACAGCAGCGAGGACAGCAGCGAGGAGGAGAAAACCCAAGUGCCUCCAUCUAAGAAGACUGCGAUAUCUGCCAAGCAGGCCAGUCUGCCCCAGCAUCCUGGAAAGGAUGCAGCCAAAGCAUCAGAGAGCAGCAGCAGUGAAGAAUCCAGUGAUGAUGAUGAGGAAGAGGACAGAAAGAAAAGGCCUGUCCAGAAGGGCGCUAAGCCCCAAGCUAAGACAGCCACUGCCCCUCCCAAGAAAGCCGAGAGCUCUAGUUCUGAUUCUGAUUCUGAUUCAAGCUCGGAGGAUGAGGCACCAAAGAACCAGAAGCCAAAGACAACACCUGUGGCAACUAAAGCUCAGGCUAAAGCCCCAGCCAAACCAGCACGAACUCAAGUUGCACCUAAAGUAACCAAUGGCAAAGCAGCUAGCAGCAGCAGCAGCAGCAGCAGUAGUAGUAGUGAUGACUCAGAGGACGAGAAGGCAGCAGCUACCUCUAAGAAGACUAUACCUAAAAAGCAAAUUGUGGCCAAGGCUCCAGUGAAAGCUACUGCUACCCCUGCCCAGAACAGUUCCAGCAGUGAUGACUCCUCUAGUGAGGAGGAAGAGGAGCAGAAGAAACCCAUAAAGAAAAAACCAGGUCCUUAUAGUUCAGUCCCCCCGCCUUCUACUCCCCAACCAAAGAAGUCUCUGGGGACUCAGCCCCCCAAGAAAGCUGUAGAGAAGCAGCAGCCUGAGGAAAGCAGUGAGGACAGUAGCGAUGAAUCUGAUUCAAGUUCUGAAGAAGAGAAGAAAUCCCCAGCUAAAGCAGUUACCUCUAAAGCAACCCCUAAGCCAGCUCCAGCCAAGAAAGCAGCCGAGAGUUCUUCAGACAGCUCAGACUCAGACAGCUCUGAGGACGAAGCUCCUGCAAAGCCAGUCAAUGCCACCAAAAAUCCUUCAAGUAAGCCAGCUGCCAUUGCCAAACAGCCUGCAGCCAAGUCAGCUGCAGCUCCCAAGCAACCUGCAGGCAGUGGCCAGAAGCCUUUGUCUAGAAAGGCUGAUAGCAGCUCCAGUGAAGAGAGCAGCUCCAGUGAGGAGGAAAAGAAGAUGAAGAAAAGUGUGGCCACCCCUAAGGCCAAGGUGAUGGCCAAAGCAGCUUCAACUCUGCCUGUCAAACAGGUCUCUCAGGGAGGUGGGGAUAGCAGUUCUGACUCUGACAGCUCUAGCAGUGAGGAAGAGGAAGAGAAGACCUCUAAAGCCCCAGUUAAAAGGACGCUGCAGAAGGCGGCAGCAGCUGUCACCUCUUCCAAGCCAGCCUCCAAAAAGAAAGGAGAGGCGGAGAGCGAUAGCAGUUCUUCCUCUGAUGACUCCAGUGAGGAAGAGGAGGAAGAGAAGCCCAAGGGCAAGGGUCCUCCAAAAUCACAAGGUCCCAAGGCCAAUGGCACCUCUGUACUUACUGCCCAGAAUGGAAAAGCAGGUGGAAACAAGAAUGAGGAAGAGGAUUCACUGGCAGUUUCCAAGCCAGGAAAGAAACGGAAGCAGAAUGAGGCUGCCAAGGAGACAGAGACUCCCCAAGUCAAAAAGCCGAAGCUCCAGACCCCCAACACAUUUCCAAAAAGGAAAAAAAGUGAGAAAAGGGCAUCAUCCCCAUUCCGGAGAGUCAGGGAAGAGGAUAUUGAUGUGGAUGCUCGAGUGGCAGACAACUCUUUUGAUGCCAAGCGAGGUGCAGCUGGAGACUGGGGAGAACGAGCCAAUCAGGUGCUGAAGUUCACCAAAGGCAAAUCCUUCCGGCAUGAGAAAACUAAGAAGAAGCGGGGCAGCUACCGGGGAGGUGCCAUCUCUGUCCAGGUCAAUUCCAUUAAGUUUGACAGUGAGUGA
This is a messenger RNA of Chrysochloris asiatica (Cape golden mole), 2097 nucleotides long. It is a transcript of the gene NOLC1, whose product is annotated as nucleolar and coiled-body phosphoprotein 1. The transcript is spliced from 13 exons. The record is from RefSeq and is a predicted model, not a curated record. Lineage: Eukaryota; Metazoa; Chordata; Mammalia; Afrosoricida; Chrysochloridae. Bases 1 to 2097 code for a protein of 698 amino acids. Gene Ontology annotation, cellular component: nucleolus; nucleoplasm. Gene Ontology annotation, molecular function: protein binding.